Messenger RNA from Brettanomyces nanus, 3303 nucleotides. RefSeq lists its product as uncharacterized. The coding region runs from base 1 to 3303 and encodes 1100 amino acids. Gene Ontology annotation, molecular function: nuclear import signal receptor activity. Gene Ontology annotation, biological process: protein import into nucleus. Lineage: Eukaryota; Fungi; Ascomycota; Pichiomycetes; Pichiales; Pichiaceae. Gene Ontology annotation, cellular component: cytoplasm; nucleus. The transcript has a single exon. The record is from RefSeq and is a predicted model, not a curated record.
AUGUCUGGCAUUCCUGAUAAUGUACAACAGGAGUUGGCCCAACUCAUGACGGGUCUUCUUUCCCCAGACAAUAACAUCCGUGCACAAGCCGAGGCUUGUCUCAACAGGGAUUGGACAAAGAAGGAUAACGUUGACGUGCUACUGGUUUUUCUAGCCAGUCAAGCAGCCCAUGGUGCGGAUAAUACCUCACGUGCCUUUGCUGCUGUUCUUUUCCGCCGAUUUGCAAUAAAAUCACCUUUAGGUCAGGGAUAUUCUGUUACGGCAAGACAAAUCGAUCAUCUCAGUGAUGGGGCUAAACAGGAGGUUCGUAAUCUCUUACUGCGAGGCUUUCUAGCAGAGCAAUCUGAUGGCGUGCGUCACAAAUUGUCCGAUGCCAUGGCAGAAGUCUCCAAAGAUGACACCUUUCAAUGGCCGGACCUUCUUCCUACAGUUCUUAGUGCGGCAGAGAAUGCCAACACUAACUUUCGCGAAUCUGCAUUUAGAAUCAUUACAGCAGCUCCUCAGAUAACAAGUCAAAGUUCAAAUCAUAGUGACCAGUCUCAGGUCACUGAUACCUUUUUGAAGAUGUUUGAGGCUGGAUUUGCAGACCAAUCCGAUGCAGUGAGAAUUGCUGCUUGCACUGCAUUUGUAUCUUUCUUCGAGAAUAUGCCAAAAAGUCAAUGGGGUGUACUUGCUCGCUUGCUCCCAAACUUGCUAGAUUCUCUUCCAAGACUAUUGGAAACUGGAAACGAUUCCGCUUUGGCAUCUGUUCUAGAGUCGUUGAUUGAUUUGGUCGAUAUGGCGCCAAAAAUAUUCAAACCUAUGUUCUCUACACUCAUUCAAUUCUGCAGUGCUGUCGCUAAGAACCGUGAUCUCGAGUCUGGUGCUAGACUCGCUUCUCUGGAGUUGCUCACCUGCUUCUGUGAAUCAUCUCCUAACAUGUGCAAACGCGAACCAUCUUACGCUUCUGCAAUUGUCUUAGACUGUCUCCAAUUGUCCACAGAAGUUUGUGAAGGUGAUGAUGACUGCGAAGACUGGAUCAAUUCUGAAGAUCUUGAUGAGGAUGAAGAGGAAGAAACCUAUAACGCUGCACGUCUUUCUCUCGACAGAUCUUCACUGAAACUAGGAGGCGAGACACUUGCGCAACCGUUGUUUCAGUAUAUUCCUUCCAUGCUUCAAUCAAAUGAUUGGCAUGAACGUCAAGGCGCUCUCAUGUCACUUUCAUCGGCUACCGAGGGUUGUCGCGAUGUCCUCAUUACAGAGAUACCCAAAAUACUAGAUCUUAUACUACCAGCUCUUAAUGACCCACAUCCAAGAGUUCGUUAUGCAUGUUGCAACGCUCUUGGGCAGAUUUCUACCGAUUUUGCCGACGUAAUUCAACGUACUGCUGGAGAUAGAAUUGUGCCUGCUUUGGUUUCCAUGCUUACCACCAAAAAUGUUGCCCGGGUGCAGGCUCAUGCUGCCGCUGCUUUAGUGAACUUUUGCGAGGAAGCUACGCAAGAGAUACUGGAGCCUUAUUUGGAUACCUUGCUAUCUAAUUUGCUUUCCCUUUUGCAGAGUGCCCCUAAACGAUAUGUUCAGGAGCAAGUUGUCACCACCAUCGCCAUAGUUGCCGAUGCCGCAGAGACCAGAUUCAUCAAGUACUACGAUACUUUGAUGCCUCUAUUGUUGGAUAUUCUCAGAGCCGAUACUGGCUCCGAGAACCGCCUUCUCAAAGCCAAGGCUAUUGAAUGUGCUACUCUUGUUGCUCUUGCUGUUGGAAAAGACAAGUUUUCUCAGAAUGCCGCCGAGAUUUUGCAAAUUAUGACCCAGCUUCAGCAAACUCUUCAGGGAGAUGACGAUCCUGUGAGAGCAUAUCUUGAGCAGGGUUGGAGUCGUGUCUGCAGACUUAUAGGUAAGGACUUUUUGCCCUAUCUUCCUUUGGUGCUUCCUCCUUUGUUGGAGCAGGCAAGGGCCACUCAGGAUAUAUCCAUUGUGGAGGAAGACGACCUUGACGAGGUUACACAAAAUGAUGAUUAUGAGGUGAUUCAACUUUCCGGUAAGCACAUUGCCGUUCAUACUGCUGUGCUUGAGGAUAAGACAGGCGCCAUUGAACUUUUAAAGAAUUAUGCUGAUAUUCUGGGAGCCGAAUUUUACCCGUACGUGGAACAGAUUGCCAAUGAGAUUGUCAUUCCUGGUCUUGACUUCUAUCUUCAUGAUGGUGUUCGUGGCACUUCCGCUGUCACCAUGGCUUCGCUUCUUCAGAGUUGUAUUGCCGCUACCGGCAGUAAUAAAUCGCCUCAGGCGAUCCAACUAUGGACUAACAUGGCCAAUAAGCUUAUUCACCAACUUGGAAGUGACCCUGUUCCUGAUUUGCUAGUGGCAUACUUCUAUGGAAUCACUAAAUGUCUAGAACUUAUGGGCCCUAAUGCUUUAAGCGAUGAGCAGCUUUUGGCUAUUUCCAAGGCCCUUGAAACUUGCUUCUCAGAAACUUACGAGCGGGUGAAAUCGAGGGAAAAUGGUGAUGACGAAUACAAUGAAGAGAUCGCAGAAGAUGAUGAAGAUUAUACGGACGAGGAGCUUCUUGACCAAAUCUCUAAAGGUCUUUCUGCCAUAUUCAAGAAUUCCCGUCUUAGAUUUUUCUCUGCUUUCCAAAGCUUGAUUCCGACAUUGGCUACUUUCAUCAAUGAUGAUACCAUCUGCUUGAAACUUGCUGGUCUUUGUGCUGCUUCUGAUGUUGUUGAAUUUUGCGGCCCAAACUCUUUUUCUCUAAAAGAUAUGUUUAUGAAUCCCGUUGGAGAAGCGCUUACAUCUCCUCAGGCUAGCAUACGUCAGGCAGCUACCUAUACAGUUGGUGCCUGUGCGCAGUACGGUGGAGAGCAAUACGCUGAUUAUUGUAUAGCGUGUCUUCCAUCCAUGACCCAGAUGGCCAGCAUUCCUGAUGCGAAAGCAGAGGAGAACUUGGGUGCUACUGAAAAUACCUGUUCUUCCAUCGCUAAGGUUAUCCACUCUUUUGGUUCAAGAAUCCAGGGCCUUGAUGAGCUUAUACAGAACUGGUUCAAACUACUUCCAGUGGCACAGGACGACGAGGCUGCUCCCUACGCUUACAUGCUUCUAGUAGAAUUGAUUCAACAACAGCACCCAGUGGUGAUGUCUCAAAUUCCCAAAGUUUUCGAUAAUGUUCUCCAAGCACUACUUUACGGCUCAAUUUCUGGAAGAUCUGCCGAGAAAGUUGUCGAAGCUACCAAACAACUACUUGGAACUAUGCCAAAUGAGCAGGCAAUGACUCUUCUGAACAAGUAUGAUACCGAAUCGAAACAAGUUAUUCAACGUUGGUUUUCGUAG